UAUAGCACCGGAAUCUCCUUGCACUUCUUCCUCUUAGGAUGAACUGCCGCAGUUUACUAAUUCUGUGUUGAUAAGCUUUUUGUUGAAUCAAUAAUUACCCGCUGCCAAGGUGACAAUUUAAUAGGUGUUGAAACACCUCACUUCACGGGGUCACACGCAAGGCACCCAAUUUAAAUGCCAUCAAACAACUUUGCAGAUUUGCCUUAAAAAUGGCGAACUUUUUGGAGCAGUUGCCCAAGCAUCUGCAGGAGAUUGCAGAGCGGGUCAAUGUGCUGACGCCCGAGGCAAUAUUAACAACGCCUCGCAUUAGGUUUAUGGACACCCGUACUUGUGACUUGGACUCUUGUGUUCAUAGCUGCACUCCGGAGGAUGUGCGCAUUCUGAAGGAGGCAGCUGCCAAAUGGCUGGCUGAAACGCCCGUGUCAGCGGACUCGCUAUUUAAAAUACCCGCUCGAUUGAAGUGGUCCCGUGUGACCUUUGGCUGUUCUGCACUUGAUCAGUGCACAGGCGGCGGAGUUUCGAUUCGUGGCAUAACUGAGAUCUGUGGCAACUCGGGCGUGGGUAAAUCUCAGGUACUGUUACAGUUGUCGCUAAGCGUGCAGCUGCCUGCGACGCUUGGCGGCUUGGGCAAAGGCGUGGCAUUCAUCUGCACCGAGGAUGCGUUUCCGUCACGCCGUCUACUGCAAAUCAGUAAAGCAUUUGAGGCUCGCUAUCCGUCAGAGAAGCUGAACUUUUUGGGCAACAUCUUUAUCGAGCAUCAGUACGAAAGCCAACCACUUCUCGAUUGCAUCAGCAAUCGCCUGCCACAACUAUUGCAGGAGCACAGCAUUGGCCUGAUCGUAAUUGACUCUGUGGCUGCCAUCUUUCGCUUGUACACCGACUUCGAUAAGCGUGCCCGGGAUAUGCGGCGGAUGGUGCACGCGUUGCUCAGCUAUGCGGAUAAGUACGACUGUGCCGUGGUGUGCUCCAACCAAAUGACUGCCACUGAAGAGACGGAUGAGACGCGCAUGGAGGAUGUGCCUUGUCUGGGCUUGCAAUGGGCCAAUCUGAGCCGCACCCGCAUGCGCAUCUCCAAGGUGCCCAAGCAGUACAAGCAGGGGGAUCAGCUGCUAACCGUGCGAAAGUUAGAGAUCGUCUACUCGCCGGAAACACCAAAUGCAUUUACCGAGUUCUUGAUUACCGCCGAGGGCGUGGUCAAUGUGCCAAAGCCAUUGCGGCCAACGGCCAUAAAAAGAAAAUUGAUUUAAUUUGCUGAAUUGUUUAUUUUAUUCUUUGAAUUUAAAAUUUGUAACGGCUGAUGAUGCGCUCGUCAUAG
Molecule: messenger RNA, 1315 nt
Organism: Drosophila navojoa
Lineage: Eukaryota; Metazoa; Arthropoda; Insecta; Diptera; Drosophilidae
Gene: spn-B
Product: X-ray repair cross complementing protein spindle B
Biological process (GO): telomere maintenance via recombination; resolution of mitotic recombination intermediates; double-strand break repair via synthesis-dependent strand annealing
Cellular component (GO): Rad51C-XRCC3 complex; replication fork
Molecular function (GO): ATP binding; ATP-dependent DNA damage sensor activity; four-way junction DNA binding
Source: RefSeq, a predicted model, not a curated record